GGAGAAAAUGUUCAAAGAGUGGUACAUCCAGGACCCGAAAGGGAUUGCCAUGGGAGACGCCGCUGCCUCCUACUCUAAAUUCGAGAAGGACGUGGCUACAGAGGAGGAGUCGUUUUACCUGCUGAUUGCCAUGUUGCCGUGUGAGAAGCUGUGGGGGUGGCUUUCCCAGCAGAUCGAAUCAGGCAUAAAUGACACCAACGUGUACAGUUUCUGGAUAGAAGAUAAUCUGCCGGAAAGCGAUACACUCGCGACUUACAUCAACGAGAAUGCCGAGAGGUUUAAUGUGGAUCAACAGAAGGCCAUGGACAUCUACCAAAAUGGUAUGCAGUGCGAGGUGGAUUUUUUCACUUCGGCAACAAUCGAGGAGGACAACUGAAUGGUCUGAACGUUCCAACGUUCCAACUGUGAGGUUGCAACACUCUUAAUUAAUUAAUGCAAAAAUACACAUGAUCGAAACCUACUUGGUGAACGUAAGGCUCCGUCAUUUUUUUGCAAUUCUAUUAAGCGCAAUUGAUACUGGAAUACUCU
Molecule: messenger RNA, 528 nt
Organism: Strongylocentrotus purpuratus (purple sea urchin)
Lineage: Eukaryota; Metazoa; Echinodermata; Echinoidea; Camarodonta; Strongylocentrotidae
Exons: 2
Coding region: 8-376 (122 amino acids)
Cellular component (GO): cytosol
Source: RefSeq, a predicted model, not a curated record